Messenger RNA from Fraxinus pennsylvanica, 573 nucleotides. NCBI's taxonomy places the organism in Eukaryota, Viridiplantae, Streptophyta, Magnoliopsida, Lamiales, Oleaceae. The record is from the annotation of a GenBank genome assembly.
AUGGCACGGUUUUUGAGCGCCACCGUCCAAAGUUCUUUGAAACUUCCACUCUUCUUCGUGCUGUUUUUCUUUGCUGUUUUAACCAACGUCCAGUCCGCCUCAAACUCGGCGCCGGCCCCUGCCGCUGACUGCUCUAGUCUGGUAUUAAGCUUGGCAGAUUGCCUUUCAUUUGUUACCAGUGGAAGCACUGCCAAGAAGCCUGAAGGUUCCUGCUGUUCUGGGCUUAAGACCGUGCUGAAAACAGACGCUGAGUGUCUCUGUGAAGCUUUUAAGAAUAGCGCACAAUUGGGAGUCACGCUUAAUGUCACCAAGGCCUUGACUCUGCCUGCUGCCUGCCAUGUCUCUUCCCCCUCCGUUAGCAACUGUGGCCUGACGGCCGAUGGUGCUGCUCCAGCUCUUCCUCCUUCUGCAUUAUCACCUACUGCAAUUCCAGGUGCUCCAACUACAAGUAUAGUACCUAAUGAAGUUGUACCUGCACCUGCUCCAGGAAGCUCUGGUUCUUCUGCACUUACCGUCUCUGUGUGGUUUCUCGUUCUUUCCAUGGUAGCUGCCGUACCUUCAGCUUUAUUCUGA